Messenger RNA from Closterium sp. Naga37s-1, 867 nucleotides. NCBI's taxonomy places the organism in Eukaryota, Viridiplantae, Streptophyta, Zygnematophyceae, Desmidiales, Closteriaceae. The record is from the annotation of a GenBank genome assembly.
AUGGUGGCUGACGGGGAAGCGCUCAUCAACUUGGCUCACAACUUCUUCUUUGGAGAUGCCGCGCUCCUCGCUGCCGGCUGCCAGGUCUGCCCCGCUGAGAUCACCCAGGCCAACAACCUCGUCCUUUCGGACCUCAGCAGUGGCAGGGGAGCAGGGAAGUGUGUCGAUGGCAUAUCCGGCACUCGAGAUUACUCGGUGGCGGGGGAAGGCAAGGCUGCGAGGGUGAGUGUGGCGGGCAACUGCCUGACGCUCAGCCCGGACGCGGAGUGCGCAGCCAACGCCACCCAGCGCAGCACGGCAGCCUGCCAGGCGUUCUGCAGCAUCACGGACAACGGCCCGUGUGACAGCCAUGGGGAGUGUGUGCCGCCUGCCCCCACCUCCCCCUCCAACUUCACCUGCGUCUGCCGUCCCGGCUACUCUGCCCUCGACUCGGGCAAUGGCUCCACCUGCGCUGUUGUGAAAGCCGGCUCUAGUGUGUCCUCGCUCUCCACGGGCGCCAUAGUGGGCAUUGCUGUGGGCUGCUUUGCUGGCUUCGUUCUGCUGGCUGCUGUGCUCUCAUGCCUGCUGUGGCCCCGUGGACCAAGGAAGUGGGAGGGGCUGGACGUGUGUGAGCAGUACACGCUGCAGCAGAUGGUGAAGGCCACAGACAACUGGGCCAAGGGCAACGUGCGGGCCAUGGCGUCUCUCCACCAUGUGAAUCUGGUGCGGCUGCUGGGCUUCUGCCAGGAUCUGAACGUGGAGACGGGCAAUCAGGAGCAGAUCCUGGUGUACGAGUUUGUGGCUAACGGAGACUUGCAGCACCACAUUUACAGGAGCGAGAGUGAGUCGCAGUAUGUGCGUCACAAGGCAGCUGAGCAACUUCCGUAG